CUCAAGCACACAGUAACGAAUUAUCAUCAUUUGACGUUCACUCCGUCGGACGACAAAGUGUUAACUUUUGUCGAUCGUCUUUCGAUUAUUUUUUUUCAUAAAUUUGUGUUUAAUAUUUGUUGUUACUUUACAAAUUGCGCUAAAAUAAAACAAAAAGUGAGUAUAGUGGUGAACUAGUUUGUGUUAAGUUUAUGGAUGCGUGCAUGCUGUUUUCGUCGAGACCUUGAUAACUAGUUCCUUGGACGAAAGAAGAGCCAGUUAUUAUAGGAUCAUGCCCGAAGAGUUCGUAGAAGCAGUCUAAAACGUAAAGUGCGUUUCGUUCAGUGCUAUUAUGACGAAGUUAAAGUAAAUGUUCGCCACCGAAGGACGGCCGUGAGGUGUCUGCCAGCUAGACAUUCGAUAAAUAUUGAAAUGGACAACGACGGAGAUCGCAUGCUUGUCGUAGGGCAAGAUGAGAGUGAUAAGGGCCCCGUCGACCUCAACAUAAGUGAUAUUUUGGACGCGAUCUGUAUCGCGGAUCCAGCGUUCGAUGUGCCCUCGGUGAGCGGCAUGCCGCGGCCCGCGCACGCCGCGCCCGCCAUGCCCGCCGUACCCGCAGCACCCGCCGCACCCACAAUGCCCGCGCACGGACACCCCGCUGCGCUCGCGCCCGCCGCCGCACCCACCGUGCGCAUCGUCGAGCAACCCGCCAGCAAAGCACUCAGGUUUCGUUACGAGUGCGAAGGUCGGUCAGCGGGUUCGAUCCCCGGCGUGAACAGCACUAGCGAACGCAAGACUUACCCCACCAUUGAGAUCUCCGGCUGCAACGGGAAUGCCAUUGUGGUCGUCUCCUGCGUCACCAAGGACCAUCCAUACAAACCGCACCCUCACAACCUGGUGGGACGCGAGCGAUGCGAGCGCGGCGUGUGCACGGUGAAGGCGGAGCUGAGCGGCGACAGCACGCUGGUGUCGUUCAGCAACCUCGGCAUACAGUGCGUCAAGCGCAAGGAUGUGGACGCCGCGCUGCGCACGCGCGAGGAGCUGCGCGUUGACCCAUUCAAAACUGGGUUCAGCCACCGCGCGCAGCCGCAGAGCAUCGACCUGAACGCGGUGCGGCUCUGCUUCCAAGUGUUCGUGACCGGCGAGCGCGGCAAGGUGCGCCUCGCCCUCGCCCCCGUCGUCUCAGACGUCAUCUACGACAAGAAGGCCAUGAGCGACCUCCACAUCGCCCGCGUCUCGCACUGCGCCGGGCCCGCCGGCGGCCGCAUGACCAUGAUACUGCUCUGCGAGAAGGUGACGGGACAGGACACGGCGGUGGUGUUCUUCGAGAAGGCGAACGAGGAGGUGGUGUGGGAGGCGGCGGCCACCAACGUGCACGUGCACAAGCAGGCCGCCAUCGCCUUCGACAUACCCCCCUACCGCGACCCCGCGCCGCACGACAACGUCAAGGUGUACCUGCAGCUGAAGCGGGUGACGGACAACGCGCGCAGCAACGCCGUCGACUUCGAGUACACCGCCACACCAGAUGUAGUUAACUCUAAGCGAAAGAAGCCAUUGUCUCCAUUCGCACAGAAUAUUACUUUCAAAAUGGACGUCGGCGGACAGAUCAAGACCGAGCCUCGAGAGUCUCCGAGUUACGUGCGCAGUCCGGCGCAGCACGCGUACCCGCCGUACGAACAGCAGUGGGGCAUGGAGAUGCCGCAGCAGCUGGGCGUGGCGGGUCCGAGCCCGGGCGCGCAGUACCACGCGCAGGGCAUGUCCUGGAUGGAGCAGAGCUACCUGCAGGUGGCGCCGCAGCUGCAGCCCCACUCCCCCGGCGUGCAGUCCCCGCUCUCCCCCGCCAUGCCGCACCACCACCUCGCCCUCCCGCACCACUCGCCCGCCAUGGGACACGUCUCCCCGGGAAUGGGCCAGAUGUCUCCCGCCAUGGGACACGUCUCACCGGUCAUGGGACACGUGUCUCCCGGCAUGGGGCACGUGUCGCCCGGCAUGGGGCACGUGUCGCCCGGCAUGGGGCACGUUUCUCCCGGCAUGGGGCAGAUGUCUCCCGGCAUGGGGCAGGUGUCCCCAGCUAUGGGGCACGUCUCUCCCGGUAUGGGGCACGUGUCCCCGCAGCUGAAUCACGGCCAGGGGCAGUACAUGCAGAACAUGGGGCAGCAAGCUCUGAUACAGGAGUUGGAGGCGACGUCGACGAGCACGCCGUCGCUGUCGAAGCUGCUGGAGGUGCAGGGUCAGGCGGAGGGCGAGGAGAUGCGGCUCAGCUCCGACCUCUCGUUCCCGAUGUGCGGCGCGGACCUCAGCGACAGCCUGCGGGAUCUCUCCACCAAGGACCUGCUCAGCAACGCGGACUGGCCGCCGCACGGGGGCGGGUAACAUCUCGCUCCACACAACAUAAGAAGAAAUAAUAUCUGCACAUCUCAUCCUGACUACUAACUAACAGGAUUGUUUUUCUUUCUAUUUCUAUGUCUCAUCGGUAUUUUACAUUUUUUUUAUGUUUUAUGGUAAAAUGUAAAAAGUUGAGUAAAUUCUUAAAUUGUAUUUGUUUUUAUAAUACUUAUGUACAUUCAGCAUAGUUCAAUGUUAGUUGACUGCUUCUAGUAUAGUUCUUUUCAAUUAUCAUAGCGGCUCAAGUGAAGAGCCGUCGAUAUAUUUGAUAACUGUAAUACCAAGUUUGAUAUAACUUACGAGCUUAAAUGUUUUCUUAGUUUUAAAUAUCAUCAAAUUAAUGUAUAUGUAGAAAGUUUUUGAAUUCACCUGUUUUCGUUCCCGCUAUAUGAACAUAUUUCAUACAAAAAUUCUGUUACAACCCCAAGGAAGUUAUGAUAC
Papilio xuthus (Asian swallowtail) is the source of this 2805-nucleotide messenger RNA. It is a transcript of the gene Dorsal, whose product is annotated as embryonic polarity protein dorsal. The coding region runs from base 412 to 2352 and encodes 646 amino acids. The record is from RefSeq and is a predicted model, not a curated record. The transcript is spliced from 14 exons. Gene Ontology annotation, cellular component: cytoplasm; nucleus. Gene Ontology annotation, biological process: innate immune response; response to cytokine; inflammatory response. NCBI's taxonomy places the organism in Eukaryota, Metazoa, Arthropoda, Insecta, Lepidoptera, Papilionidae. Gene Ontology annotation, molecular function: DNA-binding transcription factor activity, RNA polymerase II-specific; RNA polymerase II cis-regulatory region sequence-specific DNA binding.